Molecule: messenger RNA, 1713 nt
Organism: Spinacia oleracea (spinach)
Lineage: Eukaryota; Viridiplantae; Streptophyta; Magnoliopsida; Caryophyllales; Amaranthaceae
Exons: 9
Coding region: 166-1440 (424 amino acids)
Source: RefSeq, a predicted model, not a curated record
UCAGGCAAAUACGAACUCUUUAAUCUUCACUACUUUUUCAGUUCUUGAGCAUAACAAAUAACAAUUCGAUGAGUAUCAAUUCCAAUUCAUAGUACUUUUUUUUAAAAAAAUAAUAAUUUAAAUUCCCCUAUAUUUUUUCUAAGUUUUUGAUUUAUUGUUUCUGCCAUGGAAACCCUUUCGAGCUCUGUGUUUCUGUCAAAAAUCCCAGAAAAAAACAACAACCCAGGUUGUCAAUUGCCCCAGUUUUCGAUCAGACGAUGGAACAAUCGAAGUGGGUGUUUAAGAUUUAACGAAAGUUUGAAUCUUUGUUCGUGGGGGGUAACUUCUGAAAGAGUUGGGAUUGCUGGAUCAUCAAGGGUUUUGGCUGUCUCAAAGAAGGUUUCUGGUGCUGAAAGUGAAAACAACCCUAGUUCCGAUGAUGUCCACGUUUUAGCUUCUGAUGAUGUUCUCACUUUUCCCGAGUCUGUGAAGGAGUGUAUGAAAUGGCUACUUCAGCUUUGUUGUGAUGGCUUCUUUCACAUUCUGAAGGCUAAUACUAAUCCAACUCAAAGUCCCAAGAGAAGCUUCGACGACGCCCCAAAGACGGCGUCAACACCAGCGGGAUCAGGAAGUGGAACAGGAGGGUCCAGGGCAGGACUUUUCAGAACACCAAUUUCUGGUGGAGUUCAAAGUGCAACAUCCGCACAUGGUUUACCAAGACCGGCAUUGGCAGUUCGUAAUCUGAUGGAACAGGCUCGGUUUGCUCAUUUGUGCACCGUCAUGUCUCGUAUGCACCACCGAAGGGAAGGAUAUCCAUUUGGUUCACUGGUGGAUUUUGCCCCUGAUGCCAUGGGACAUCCGAUUUUCUCCUUUUCACCAUUGGCUAUCCACACAAGAAAUUUAUUGGCUGAUCCAAGAUGUACACUGGUUGUACAGAUACCUGGAUGGAGUGGCUUAUCCAAUGCAAGAGUGACAAUUUUUGGUGAUGUCUACCCGCUUCCUGAAGAUCAACAGGAAUGGGCUCAUAAACAGUAUAUAAGAAAGCAUCAACAAGGGCCUUCUCAACAGUGGGGAAACUUCUAUUACUUCAGGAUGCAAAACAUAAGUGAUGUCUAUUUCAUUGGUGGCUUCGGUACAGUCGCUUGGGUUGAUGUCAAGGAAUACGAAGACAUACAACCAGAUAAGAUUGCUCUUGAAGGAGGUGAACAGUAUUUAAAGGAACUUAAUGCCAUCUUCUCAAAGCCCUUGAAAAAGCUUCUAUCUACAGAAAUUGAGUUAGAUGAUGCUGCUCUCAUUUCUAUAGACAGCAGAGGAACUGAUGUUCGUGUUCGUCAAGGGGCUCAGUUCAACAUACAGAGGAUAUCGUUUGAAGAAGGACAUGCUGUUGAGACUCUUGAAGAAGCCAAAUCUGCACUCCAGAAAUUAAUAAAAAAUGGUCAGGUUUACAAUUUUCAGAAAUGAACAGAGUGAAAACUUUGUGAUCUAUAACCCAAACCCCCUCAAUAACAAACAUAUUUAGGGCGAGUUUGCAUUUUCACAUCUAACCAAAGAUGUGUCAGUUUGAACUUCACAGUAGCUAACGAGCUAGAGAGUUUUUACAAUGCGUGUUUUCUCUGUAUUCAUACAAAGUAGUUGUUUCAUAGAAUAAGUAUUAGAUUUUAGAAGAAUCUACAUCUGUAUCAUCCUGUGCUCAUAGAGCUUGUUAAGUUUUAGGGGUUUGUGACUCAUGUAUCA